Molecule: messenger RNA, 1371 nt
Organism: Emiliania huxleyi CCMP1516
Lineage: Eukaryota; Haptophyta; Isochrysidales; Noelaerhabdaceae
Exons: 1
Coding region: 1-1371 (456 amino acids)
Biological process (GO): oxidative demethylation
Molecular function (GO): oxidoreductase activity; demethylase activity
Source: RefSeq, a predicted model, not a curated record
AUGAGGCUCGUGAAAAAUGUCGCGGGCGUCGACGGUCUCCACAUCGCGCUCGACGCCUUUGGCGAAGCCGCCGAGCGGCGCCUCUUCGAGUCUCAGCGCAUCCACGCGCCGCAGGAAUCGCACGGACCAAACAGCGAUGCGGACGGUCGACGUGCCGGUCGGUGCCACCGCCCGCUGCCCGACGACGUCGACCUGUUUCGUGUAUGCAACUUGGUCGGCGACUGCGGCCUCUAUCCCGGCUACGUCACGCCCGACUACGUAUACGCCAUCACCUACCCUCCAAAAGCCGCCUUCAACAAGCACCUGGAUUCGAGAUACCGGUGGGGAGAGACUGUGGUCGGCGUCACGCUGGGGCAGGCCGGCACAGUCUACUUUGAGCCAAACACACAGGCGAUCAAGGCUGCAGGCCCCCCCGCCGCCGCGCCGCCCGACGCCGGCGAGGCUGGCGGGGCCGACGCCUUCCGCGUGCGGAUCAAGCACUAUGACGAAUCGGGAUCGUUUGCCAUCGAGCUGGAGCUGCCCCGCCGCUCCGUGUACGUCAUGAGCGGCGAGGCGCGCACGCUGUGGAAGCACGGCAUCCGGCAACAGAAGCCUGGCUCCCUGCCACCGCCACCGCCGUGGAAUCCCUACAACAUGCGGCGCGCGCUGACGCUUCGCGCGACAAAGGCGUUCAGCGACGCAUGCCUGCAGGAGCGGCUGCGGCAGGCGACGGACGAGGCCGAGCGCGCCGCUCUCCGGCGGCGCAUCGCCGCGCAGGACAAGUUCCGGCCCCAGAGCAGCGCUGCGAGACUGAACGAUCGCGACCUCGCCGAGCUGCGAGAGGAGGGCGAGCGGAUGAGGCGGCACGUCGCGACGCAGCGGCACCGGCACGCUCGCUUCCCGCCGUCGGAGCUCCACUUCCCCCUGCCCGAGAGCGUGGCGUGCGGUGUGAGGGCGGCCGCAGACUCAUGGCCGCCGAACGGGGGCUUGCGCCUCGGCGGCGCCGCCUCGCCGCUCGGGUCCGUGGCACUCGCCAUCGAGGAGGAGGAGCUGCAGGAGGCGAUCCGCGCAUCGCUCCGUGCUGCAGGAGCGCCCGUCGCAACGGAGCCCGGCUCGAGCGCCGGCGGCGGCGGCGGCGGGGAGGGCGAUCCGAUAGAGUUGGACACGUCGGAUGAGGAAGCGCCUUUGACGGCGGCGGCGGCGGCGGCGGGAUCGGCUGCGGCUGAGACGGCUGGAACGCCAGGCCCACCCGCGGCAGCGGCGGCGGCAGCGGCGGCGGCAGGGACCAAGCGCGCGCUCGAGGCAAGACGCGCGGCUGAGGAGGACGGCGACGGGGAGGAGGAGCUUCGCCGCAUGCGCGAGGCGCGGCUGGCGCGCCUCGGAGGGGCCUGA